This is a messenger RNA of Funneliformis mosseae, 306 nucleotides long. The record is from the annotation of a GenBank genome assembly. NCBI's taxonomy places the organism in Eukaryota, Fungi, Glomeromycota, Glomeromycetes, Glomerales, Glomeraceae.
AUGGAUCACAACUUAGCUAAAAAUGAACUUGUUGUAGAUUUAAUAGAUGAUAUUAAUAAUGAUAUAUCCACUGAUACAAAAGAUAAUAACAAUGCAUUGGUCAAUAUAAAGGAUGAUAAUAAUGCAUUAAUCAAUGCAAAAGACAAUAAUAAUGCAUUGGUCAAUAUAAAGAGUAAUAAUGCAUUAGUUAAUACAAAGGAUGAUAAUAUAUUUGCUAAUGUAAGAGAUGAUGAUUCAUUGACAGGUAUAAAAAAUGAUGAUUUAUUAGCUAAAGAUAAUUCAGAAAUAGGUUUUUUAGAUGAUUAA